CACCGACAUGGCGAUAUGCAGAAGAAAUUAAAGCAGCAGAAAUUAAAGCAGCUAACAUACCAAGCAGUGUGCCUCAGAUGAGUUUGUAAUAGCAUGACUCAAACUUCGGUGUCUGCAACUAAUUCCUGGCUAAAAUCCCGACAUAUCCUUGUACCCGGAGACUGGCUUGAAGCUUGUGUUGAAUGGAUCAUAGAGGAAAACCAGGGGAUAAGGCUUUCUCAAACACAACUGAAUGGACUUGUAUUUGAGCAGUGGCUUCUCGCCGACUUGAGAGAAAUUGGUUCAAAAUGCCUGCCAGAUCAAAUUGCAUCUACCCAAAAAUUUCAGCUCAAUGGGGUAUUUGCCUUACAGGUGGACUCAAUGGUAGAUGUAGGAAAGCCAUAUUAUGGUCAACUACAAAAAGUGCAGGGGUCAGAGAGCAGAAAUGUGGAGGUCACUGCUGAGCCAGCUCCACCGUGGGAACCCAAGCCGACACGGAUGAUGAUGUUGACGAUGACAGACGGUGAAAUAACGGUGCAGGGAAUGGAGUACAAACCAAUCUCCUGUCUGAGCGGCCAGAUGAAACCAGGCUGUAAGGUUCUGGUGAAGGGAAGUGUUCAGUGUCGCCGCGGGAUCCUGAUGUUGACGGCGGACAACGUGACUGUGCUGGGCGGAGAAGUGGAUGCCCUCGUGGAGACCAACACUCCCGUCAACUCAUUGAAACAGGCAAUGGAACAAAGUCUUCAGUUUUCGGGAAAGGACUACCACCAGGAGUUCUCCGGUGACGGCAUUGUGACAUCAAAAAAUAAGAAACUGAAGACAGAGUUUCAGUCUCAGAAAAUAAAGACAGAGGUGCCCUCCCAGCCCCAACAGAACAGACCACUGGCUGGACCAAGACCCACGAGUGGACCAGCUCCAAAACAGGAGGCCAUCAAAGUAGAAGAUGAGUGGGAAGAUGACAUCAUUGGAUUGGAAGGAUUGAUGGAAGACAUGGAUGAUUUUGAGAUGGACUCAGUUCCCCCUCCUCCACCCCCUCCUAACUUCUCAGCCCCACAAACUUCCAGACAACCCAAACCUGUCUCUCAUUCCUCCGGACCUCUGCCAAUGAACACUGCUUCUUCUGCGGUCCAGCAAUCUGCUGUUCAUUCAAGGUCCAGUUUGGGUGUGGGCCCACAGUCCAUAAAGUCUUCCUCUAUAUCUGGAAAAUCAAAAUCUUCCCUAGAAAAUGAAAAUCAGAAAACAAAAGGUUCUGUCGAUCUUCCUAGUGGUUUUCAGAGUGCAAAGCAAAAACAUUCAGAGAAUGCAGCAGGCACGCUCAAUAAUGGUGCUGGGCAAAUUGCAGCCAUGUCUUGUCAAAGUAAACUAAAGACGAAACUUGGAUUGGAGAAGGAAUCUUUACCAAAAGUUGACACAAAUGAUAAACAAUUUAGUGAUGAGGAGUUUUUAGAUGACUUGGAUGAUUUCGAUCUUUCUGCUGUUGGUGAUGGAGUUGAAAAACAGUCUGUAUUGGGAGGUUCUUCAAAUUCUGGAAGAGCAAAGGAAAAUACAUGUAUACAAAAUGAUGUCAGCAAAACUCAAAACCCUCUGUUACCUGUCCAGAAAAAGAAACUGUUUAUGAGUCCUAAAAGCUCACAAGGGCUUAUGAAGAAGGAAAUGAGUGAAUCUAUAUUGAUAAACACAAGUCAAGAACAACCCAGUAACUCUGUGCUUCAGACACAGAUAAGAAAGCCGCUGGAGAAGAAGAAACCUUUAGAGAGUAAAGGGAGUGGAGAACCUGUGGUGAUAGCCAUUACAAGUCCACUGAAAUCUGCUGCCACUUCAGCUGGAGGGAGCACAAAAAUCACAGAACUCUUACCAGAGUCUGAGCCGUUUACUUACCUGGCCUUUGUGAAGAAAAAGAUGCCCGUCAGUCAGCCAAUCAGAUUCCAUACAAAAGCUUAUGUGUCCACUCUCACCGACAAGCUUCGUCGGAUCGGAGGCGUUAGGUGGCAGCUGCCUUGUAAGAUCAACGACGGCUCAGAAGUCAUGGACGUCAAUCUCUCCAAUCAGGUUCUUACCAAACUGAUUGGAUUCUCAGUUCCAGAAACAAUGGAGAUGAGACACCUAAAGCCAGACAGUUUCCUUAUGAAGAAACUUAACAAGGGCAUCAAGGACUGCCAACAGUCCCUCAUCAACCUACUGGCCGUGAUGGAGCUAGUUGUCUCCCCUGGGGCGGAGAAGCCGGAGAUCCUUAGUCUGAGGGAUGUCAGUGACCAGGAUAUCUUGUUGCUACAGUCCAGAGUGUCCAGGGCUCUCUCUCAAAUUGACUCCUAACACAUGUUAAUGAAUUUCAAGUUUUAUUCUAUCAUCUACAAGCGUUCUGGCUUGAAAUGAUUCUAGCAGUAAUUUAUGAUUAAAUGAAUUGUCACUGCUAA
Molecule: messenger RNA, 2393 nt
Organism: Magallana angulata
Lineage: Eukaryota; Metazoa; Mollusca; Bivalvia; Ostreida; Ostreidae
Product: recQ-mediated genome instability protein 1-like
Exons: 14
Coding region: 94-2292 (732 amino acids)
Biological process (GO): double-strand break repair via homologous recombination; resolution of meiotic recombination intermediates
Cellular component (GO): RecQ family helicase-topoisomerase III complex; nuclear body
Molecular function (GO): nucleotide binding
Source: RefSeq, a predicted model, not a curated record